UAUAAAUUCUACGAAGGUAAGAGUUUAAGAAUCACUUUCCCUCCAAUGUAAUGGAAUUUACUGACUCAUUUAAUCAGUCUUCGAUGUAUAUAUUGUCGUUAAGAAUCCGUCACAAUUUAUCGAGUUACCCGGAUGGGCGGCCAUGUUGGCGGUAUUCGACUGUAAACAAACUACACGUUUUUAAGGGCUUUUGCUAAAACAGCUUAAUGUGAUGGCUAAAGCUUCCACUAAACUGACCAUUUCUUCGUGUAAAUAUCGAGAUGGACUUAAUAAAGAAGAACGAAUAAGAUAUAUGGGGAAACUAGAGCUAAUAGCAAGUGAAGAUCCCUAUGAAAUAGCAGUUUCAGCGUGGUCUGAAGACGUGUGUUUACUUCCACCGGUCACGUAUCCAGACAUAGUAAACUACUUGGUAUUUUCACCCAGUCCUUACACAUCAGAUGACUUAAAGAGCUUUAAAGGACUAGAAGCUUACAAUCAGUUCGUGUGUGGAUGGGUACGAGACAAGACUUUUAGACUUGUGAACGACAGAUGUGUUGUUAAAGCAAAGGUUCUUCAUUCGCAGAGAAUGAGUGAGAAACCAUUACAGCCAUGGCUUAUUGUCAGCAAGGAAGGGUGCAUUUUAGCAGCCCAUUGUACCUGUAUGGCAGGCUUAGGAGAAGCAUGCACACAUGUAGCUGCAUUACUUUUUGCCAUUGAAGCCACAGUCAAAUUGAGGGAUUCCAAAACAGUUACAGAAGAGAAAGCUUACUGGCUUCUCCCAAGCUCAGUUAAAGGUGUUGGCUACAAACCAUGUCGGGAGAUUGAUUUCACCUCAGCAAAGACCAUGAAAAAGAAAAUGGACAGAAUGUUAGAUACGUGUGGUUCAUCUGUUUACACACCCUGUUACAUGGCUAAGAAAGCACUCAUCCCUGAACCAACAGAACAGGAACUUUCUGUUUUAUUUAAAUCUUUGUACGACUGUCGUGACUCAAAACCAGCCUUGCUUUCGUUAAUUCCGCCAUAUUCAGAUGGGUAUAUACCAACACCAAUGGAAAAAAACUUUCCAAUUUUGUUAACAGAGUUGAGAGACGAGAGUGCAGUCUAUUUGAAUUACAGUGAACUCCUGAAAAAAUGUCAAGACAUUGAUAUACAAGUGACAGAAGAGCAAGCCAGAGUUGUGGAGACAGCUACUCGUGAGCAGGCACAUUCAAAAAUGUGGUAUCGUUUUCGGGCUGGGAGAAUUACAGCAUCCAAAAUGAAAACUGCAUGCUGUACUGAUCCGGCCUCACCAGCACAAAGUUUAAUCAAGAGUGUCUGUUAUCCAGAAAGUUACAAAUUUUCAACAAAAGCAACUCAGUGGGGAUGUCAGCAUGAGAAAUAUGCUUUGGAUAUAUUUAUGGACAAAAUGAAACCAUUGCAUGAAAAUUUCAGAAUUGAGGAUGUUGGCUUUUUCAUUAACCCUGACGUUCCUUUUAUUGGUGCAUCUCCUGAUGGGGUUGUAACAUGUGACUGUUGCGGACAGUGUGUUGUGGAAAUCAAAUGCCCAUUUUGUAAGAAAGAUACAAUGUUAGCUGAAACUAGUACCAAAAAUUUCUACCUAAAAGUGGGAGAUGAUGGUUUACUGAAACUUGACAGUAAGCAUCAGUAUUACUAUCAAGUACAAACCCAGCUAGGGGUAUGCAAACUGGAAUUGGCAUAUUUUGUUGUAUGGACAGAGAAGGAUCUGCACAUAGAACAUAUCAUGUUUGAUGAAAGAAUGUGGGAGGAAAUAUGUGAAAAGUCGAAACACAUCUUUUAUUCUGCAAUUCUGCCAGAACUUGUGGGCAAAUUUUACUCACGUCUUCCCUUCAGUGAACUUGCACAUACAGGACCUAUUUCACACCCAAUGUGA
Messenger RNA from Gigantopelta aegis, 1870 nucleotides. RefSeq lists its product as uncharacterized. Lineage: Eukaryota; Metazoa; Mollusca; Gastropoda; Neomphalida; Peltospiridae. Bases 212 to 1870 code for a protein of 552 amino acids. The record is from RefSeq and is a predicted model, not a curated record. Gene Ontology annotation, molecular function: zinc ion binding. The transcript is spliced from 2 exons.